Messenger RNA from Enterobius vermicularis (human pinworm), 267 nucleotides. Lineage: Eukaryota; Metazoa; Nematoda; Chromadorea; Rhabditida; Oxyuridae. The record is from the annotation of a GenBank genome assembly.
AUGGAUAAUCAGGACUUUUGUGCAGUUCUAGUUCACAACUCCCCUUUAAAUUGGGCAGCAAACGUUGAAGAAAUGAACCAGGCGUUUGAAUUACAGACGGCCUACCUCUUAACGCACACUGGCCAUGGAGGACAAAAAGUUACAAUUGACCCUUACAGUAAGACAAUAACCGUGUUGUUCCGUAACGGCAUUAGUUGGGAUCUUGGAAAAGAAACAUGGACCGACCUUAUCACUAAAACUGUUUUAGUGGAAAAUGAAAGGAGGUAG